Messenger RNA from Parnassius apollo (apollo), 495 nucleotides. The record is from the annotation of a GenBank genome assembly. NCBI's taxonomy places the organism in Eukaryota, Metazoa, Arthropoda, Insecta, Lepidoptera, Papilionidae.
AUGGGCGUAACAGCCAUAGUGCUUCCAGCCCAAAUGGUCUUUCACGGCAUUGUUCAUUAUCUAAUAGAGAGUCAGCUAUUCAAAAAAAUUGCAAUAAUGAAUAGAAAAAGGAAUGUUAGUUACAUAAAACCAGAAGACCCUCAUUUUUUGAAAAUGUUAAAAAAAGAAGCAGGAUAUGAUGAUAGAAAUCACAAGUUUGAUAAACUAGAUAAUAAUGAGGAAGAUUUUGUUGAUGAUGAAGAAAGUGAAAAACCACAGGUAGUGGUAUUAAAAUCUGGGGAUCUUACAGCUGAGGAAGCUGAAGCAGAAAGCCAGAGGUUAGAAAAAGAAAAAAAUGAAUCCAAAGCUGAUCUUAGCCAAAAGGUUAUUUUUCAAGCAAAAUUAAAGCCAACUAUGUUACCUGACAGUAAAAGCUUGAAGAGAAAAAAUAAAUUAAGGCAGAAACCCACUCAUCAACUUUUAUCAUUUGCCGGUGAAGAAGAUGUUGGUGAAUGA